AUGCCCCUCAUCGCUCAGAACCCAGUCCCAAGGACAAUCCUUGGGUUAAUGACCUACGGUACAGACGAGUCAGCAGGCGCUCGUAUCACAUCGUUGGAUGAGUUCAACAAGCACUUGGACUAUAUUCAGCAACAAGGCUUCAACGAAGUCGAUACCGCACGUCUCUAUAUUGGCGGAGCGCAGGAAGCUUUCACGGCCCAGGCAAAAUGGAAGGAGCGAGGUUUAAAACUGGCAACCAAGGUCUACCCAACAGCUCCUGGUGUCCAUAAACCCGAUGUUCUCCGUGAGAGAUUCGAGACAUCCCUUAAGGAAUUGGGGACAGACCAGGUUGAUAUCUUCUACUUGCAUGCGCCUGACCGGUCUGUUCCAUUUGCCGAGACAUUAGAAGCCGUUAACGAGUUGCAUAAAGAGGGCAAGUUUGUGCAACUAGGGUUGAGUAAUUUCACAGCGUUUGAACUCGCAGAAGUUGUCACUCUUUGCAAUGAGAGGGGCUGGGUACGACCGACAAUUUUCCAGGCAAUGUAUAACGCGAUCACACGUUCAAUUGAAACCGAGUUAAUUCCUGCCUGCAAGCGCUACGGCAUCGAAAUAGUCGUUUACAAUCCCCUUGCUGGUGGAAUUUUCUCUGGCAAAUACAAGACGAAGGAUAUUCCCGCAGAGGGCCGAUAUAGCGACAAGUCUAAGAGUGGUGCAAUGUAUAGGAAACGUUAUUUCCGGGAUGCCACCUUCGAUGCCUUGGCCGUCAUCGAACCCGUGGUACAGAAACAUGGGCUUACACUGCCUGAGACUGCGCUGCGUUGGGUUCACCACCACUCCAAGCUCAACGUCGACGAUGGCCGGGACGGAAUCAUCAUUGGCGUGAGCAGCUUUGCCCAGUUAGAAAGCAAUCUCAGAGAUGUGCAAAAAGGGCCUCUUCCAGAGGAGGUUGUUGAAGCACUAGAUAAUGCGUGGUUAAUCGCAAAACCGACAACUCCAGAUUACUGGCAUCUGGACCUCAAAUACACAUACAACACCCAGGAGGCGUUGUUCAAACCAAAGCCUAAGGUUUAG
Aspergillus puulaauensis is the source of this 1050-nucleotide messenger RNA. Its product is annotated as aldo/keto reductase family protein. The transcript is spliced from 2 exons. NCBI's taxonomy places the organism in Eukaryota, Fungi, Ascomycota, Eurotiomycetes, Eurotiales, Aspergillaceae. The coding region runs from base 1 to 1050 and encodes 349 amino acids. Gene Ontology annotation, molecular function: oxidoreductase activity. The record is from RefSeq and is a predicted model, not a curated record.